Perca fluviatilis (European perch) is the source of this 1289-nucleotide messenger RNA. RefSeq lists its product as uncharacterized. The coding region runs from base 19 to 816 and encodes 265 amino acids. The transcript is spliced from 4 exons. NCBI's taxonomy places the organism in Eukaryota, Metazoa, Chordata, Actinopteri, Perciformes, Percidae. Gene Ontology annotation, molecular function: protein tyrosine kinase binding; MHC class II protein binding. Gene Ontology annotation, biological process: T cell activation; interleukin-15-mediated signaling pathway; positive regulation of ERK1 and ERK2 cascade. The record is from RefSeq and is a predicted model, not a curated record. Gene Ontology annotation, cellular component: membrane raft; external side of plasma membrane.
GACCGAGAGAGAAGCACGAUGGAUCAGAUCAGAUGGAUUAUAAUGUCUUCAUUUCUGAUGCUGCUGGUUCAGUUUACAGCUGCUAGGAUAUUUCUCGACGCUACUGUCAAAGUUGGAGAUGACGUCACUUUGUCGUGUGAUAAUGGGAUGGAUGACCAGGAUCAGUGUGAAGGUGUUAUCUGGUUCUUCGUUAAUCCAGAAAACACAGGCAUGACGCUGUUUGAACACGGGCAGAUUCAAGCUAAAUCAGACCGACUGAGUGUUACAGAGAACUGUUCUCUGGUCAUAAAGAAUAUCAAACGUGAUGAUGUUGGUCGUUAUGAUUGCGGCCACUUCAGAUCAGGAAAACUACACGGUGAAGACACGGUGGCUGCUCUGUAUGUUGUUACCAUGUCUGAACAGAAGGAUGAUGAUUCGGUCACCUUGGUCUGCUCUGUGUCAGGAUAUGCUUAUGGUUGUUUCCACACAGUGAGCUGGCGGUAUGGUGAGACUGACGUGGGGGCAACACGGUAUCCCUGUUCAGCCAUUGUAUUAUUUUUGACACAAUCUCACCUCAAUCCGAAGUAUUACAAGUUAUUGAAAUGUAAAGUGACUCGCAGAGACAGUGGAAAUGUGCAGCUGUUUACCUUCAGCCCUCCUCAGUCCUCCGGUGAGAAACCAGGUGAUGAUGCAACAACUACAAUAUCUCCGACUGCAAAUGAAUCAGCAUGGACAACAGGAACUAAAUGGACAUCAGAAGAGACAAACAACACGACAUCUGAAAACAACAAUCGCACAAAACCAGAAGGGACCGGGAUGAAGAUGAAGGUACAGUGAACUCCAGUGAGUCCACUGCUGUUAAACAUCAUCUCAUCAUAUAUUACAUGAGUAGAUACCAAAAUGAUGAGUUGAUGGAUGACUGAAUGUGUUUUCUGUGCCAAGCUGUUUCUAUUUUAGUCUGAGCUGGACAAAGAUACUCAAGUCUUGAUCUGAUCUCAUAUUAAGAAGCCCCCCUUUGAGUCAAUCCAGAACCUUAACUUCAUCUGAAGAAGAUCACUUGGUAUAUUCAUUUAUUUCUUAUUUAGCUUCCUUAAAUAAUGCUCUCAUAUAGUCAUACACAUUUAGGUCGCGCGAGCGUGUCAGCCGCGUGGCGUGUCCGUUUAUAUUUCAGCUCCCAUGUUAACAGGUUAGAGCUUACACACUGCCGGCGUGAGACGCGCGUCUCGAGCCGCGCGUGAGACGCGUGCCUGCUAGAAAUACAGUGCCUUGCGAAAGUAUUCGGCCCCCUUGAACGUUUCGACCUUUUGCCA